UACACUGUCAGGAGCAUCCUUGCCUAACCACUCGUCCCAAGCGCAUCUUAAUCCAGAACAUAAGAGCAGAGGAACUGAAUAGCUUGGAAGCAGUGACUUUAAAAUAAAACAAUCGUUUUAACUUGACUAUGGGGUGGCUGGUGUGCGUGCUGUUGGUGUUCCUGGCUUGCUGUGUUGUCCAAACAAACACAGAGACAGUAUGCGGGAUCGGGCAGUUCCUGUGUGGGAACGGGAAGUGCAUUACACUGAGAUGGGUGUGUGACGACACAGAUGAUUGUGGAGAUGGAACUGACGAGCUCCCCGGAACCUGCUCGGCCAGAACAUGCGGAACCACAGAGUUCAGCUGUGGUGGACAUCUGAACCAGUGUGUUCCCAGUACCUGGCUCUGUGACGGCAAAGCAGACUGUGAGAAUGGAGCUGAUGAGGAGAGCUGUGCGCCCAAGCACUGCACAGAUAACAAAUUCCACUGCAGUAACGGCCAGUGUGUGUCAGCCUCCUUUGUGUGUGAUGAGGAGUUGGACUGUGAUGACGGGAGCGACGAGGCUUCCUGCCCACCCACCACCUGUAGCUCCACCUCCUUCCAGUGCCACAACUCUGUAUGUGUGCCGCGCCUGUGGGCCUGCGACGGAGACGUUGACUGCUCAGAUAGCUCCGACGAGUGGCCCCAGAACUGUGGGACACGAGCCCCUGAGGGUGCCCCCAAGCCCUGCUCCCUUCGGGAGUUCCAAUGUGGCAGCGGGGAGUGUAUCCACAGCAGCUGGAAAUGUGAUGGAGGAUUCGACUGCCUGGAUCGCUCUGACGAGACCAACUGUAGCCGCCUCACCUGCCGCCCCGAUGAGUUCCAAUGCGGUGAUGGCACCUGUAUCCACGGCGGUCGCCAAUGUAACCGCCAGUACGACUGCAGAGACUUGAGUGAUGAAAUGGGCUGUGUCAAUGUGAGCCAUUGCAAGGGUCCCACCAGGUUUAAGUGCCGUAGUGGGGAGUGCAUCAGUAUGGAGAAGGUGUGUGACAAGCAGCGUGACUGCAGGGACUGGUCAGAUGAGCCUCUCAGAGAGUGUGAUUCCAACGAGUGCCUGUACAACAAUGGCGGCUGCUCACACUUCUGCAAUGACCUGAAGUUCGGCUAUGAGUGCCAAUGUCCCACCGGCUACUACCUGACGGACAAGAAACGCUGUGAAGAUAUCGAUGAGUGUGCCAACCCAGACAUCUGCAGUCAGAUCUGUGUCAAUCAUAUGGGCAGCUACAAGUGCGAGUGUGAGGAGGGCUACCAGGUCGACCCAGCGACCAAAGCCUGCAAGGCCAUCGGCACUGUAGCCUAUCUGUUCUUCACCAAUCGCCAUGAGGUGAGGAAGAUGACACUGGACAAGAGUGAGUACACGCGUGUCAUCCCCCACCUGAAGAAUGCAGUGGCUCUGGACAUGGACAUGGUUGCCAAGGAGAUUUACUGGUCUGACCUCUCCCAGAAGAAGAUCUACAGCACCUCAAUGGACUUGGCUGCAGACACAGCGCAGCACAAAGUUGUGAUUGACAGCGACAUCGAAGCUCCGGAGGGCAUCGCCUUUGACUGGGUCCACGGCAACAUCUACUGGACCGACAGUAUCCGCAGCAGCAUCUCUGUGUCAACCGCCAACGGGAGCCGCCGCAAGACUCUCUUCCAGAAUGACCUGGCCAAGCCCCGCGCUAUUGUGGUCGACCCCCACAGCAAUUUCAUGUACUGGACUGACUGGGGAACUCCAGCCAAGAUUGAGAAGGGAGGUCUGAACGGAGGAGACCGUGCUGCUCUGGUCACAGACAACAUUGUGUGGCCCAAUGGAAUCACCCUUGACCUGCUGAACCAGCGGCUGUACUGGGUGGACUCCAAGCUGCACACCCUCUCCAGUAUCGACGUCCAGGGUGGCGGCCGAAGGACACUCAUUAUAGAUGAACACAGGCUAGCCCAUCCCCUAGGCGUCACUGUGUUUGAGGAAAGAGUGUUUUGGACAGAUGUCAGCAACAAUGCCAUUCUGAGUGCCAACCGUGUGACAGGCAGGGACAUCAAGCCUGUGGCAGAGCACCUGGUAUCCCCAGAGGACAUUGUGUUGUACCACAACCUCAAACAGCCAACUGGCAGGGACUGGUGCAAGGUGGCCAAUGGAGGCUGUGAGUUCAUGUGUCUGGCAGCCCCCCAGGUGGGCCUACAUUCCCCCAAGUACACCUGUGCAUGCCCUGACAACAUGCUGCUGGCCAAAGACAUGAGGAAAUGUGUACCAGCUGCACCAACACCUGCAACUCCAGUCAAGCCCAUUGUUCCCACCUCCAACCCCCCACCGGCACCCGCCCACACCUCCCCUGCACCUCCAGCCCGCGCCACCAAUAAGGCCCCCAUCAUCGCUACCACAGUUAUGCCUGCGCCUCCCCGCACUACCAAGCCUGUGCCACGCAACACCCAGCCUGCCCAGCCAGAUACACCCAGGAUCCCUCAGGCCCAGACUACCACAGUGCCUCAAGUCACCACUCAGGACAUCCGCCAUGAAUUUGCUGCUAUACCCACAGCCCCUUCAACCCCUGCAGCUUUAUACAUCGCGCUGCCUAUAGCCAUUGUGUGUCUGGUGGCAUUUGUUGCCGUGCUGCUGUGGAGGAACUACAGGCUGAAGAACACCAACACCAUUCACUUUGAAAACCCAGUCUACCAGAAGACCACUGAAGACCAGGUGCACAUAUGCAGGAGCCACAGUCCAGACGGCUACUCCUACCCACCGAGACAGAUUGUGAGUCUUGAUGAUGAGGCUUGACCGUAGUGCUGCCGUUCCCUGCCAACACAAACGCUUUAAGAGGAGAGAGCAGAAGAGUAAGAGAGACAUUUUAUAUAAGCUACCUGGACAAUCUUGUUUUUUUUUUACCUCACAACCUCAAAGACAUGAGAAGGCAGAGAAAGUGUCAUACCGCUGACCAAACCACUGUGUGCUCAAAGAUAAAGAAAGAAAGAAAAGCAGGAAAAGGAGGAAGAUAUCUCAUUCAUGUGUCUUUCUUGCCCAUUUGUGCACAAUCCAGAGCCAUAAGAGACCAUCAACUCAUCUCCACCAAGCUUGAGUUUUAUUGGCCAAUUCUACACCAUAGUAUUUUUCUCAGAGACGAUUUGUCUGAACUGUGAAAUGUUUAACAAAUGCAAGACUGUUCAGACAUUGAACCACAUUAUGAAAGAACAGUAAUGUAAUUGUAAUAUUUGAGUGUUUUGUGUUUGUGAAGAAGUGCCCUUGAUAUAAGAGGUGACAGCAACUUUAUUUAACACCACUUAGAAUUGAGAAAGAUCUCUCUUUCUUGUUAUGUAGAAUUCAGAAAUUAGGUAUUGUAAAUAACGUAGGUAUUUAUUUGACUUAUUUCUGAGACUGACAAAAUGUUGAGAAAUAAUGAGCGGAUCAUAUCUUUUACUAUGUCUAGACUCAUUUCUUUGUUCCUGAAUUGUUUUAAUAUCAACAUCUGAUAUCUGAUAACACCUGAGCCACUUGUUGAAAUGAAACCCUUUGAUAGUGAAUGUCGUCUUGAAUUCUAUAAAUGAGCCAAUUUUACCUCUGUAUCAUCACCAGACAGGGACAAAGUCAAAUCAUAGCUUUUUAUACCAAUCGUCCACAUUGCCUCACUAGUGGAGCACUAUCCAAAUGGACGGUUAGACACACUGACACUUAUACUGUAUUUCUAACACUAUUGCUGUGGGAACAUUCAAUUUCCCUAAUAUGGUGUUUAAUUGCAAGCCAAGACAGUAGAUUUAGGACAGUCUGUCUGAGAUGUAUCUUUCUCAUUUUCUCCAUUGUCUUACUUUCUGUCAUCCACUCCUUCUCAAGCUUUCCUUUCUUUUAGCCCAACUGUGUGAAAGCAGUAUAUAAUUGUGUAAUUCUUCUAUGACAGAAAGCCUUAAACCAUGUUCAUUGUUCAUGUGUCAUGCGACAGUAGUACACAGACUACACUUUUAGGAAAAAGGGUGCUAUUUAGAACCUAAAAGGGUUAUUGGGCUGUCCCCAUAGCAGAACCAUUUGAAGAACCUUUUUGGUUCCAGAUAGGACCCUUUUGGGUUCCAUGUAGAACCCUUUCCACAGAGGAUUAUACAUGGAAUUCAAAAGGGUUCUACCAGGAACCAAAAAGGGUUCUACUAUGGGGACAGCUGAACCAUUUUAAAACCCUUUUUUCUAAGGGUGUAGCAAAUCAUGUCUUCAUUCAGGUUCAGAAACACAAGUUGCCUUUUAAUGGUUUUCACAGCAUUGUUUACUGGAGAGAGAGAUUUAUUUGUAAAAACUGAUUAUGACAGUUUUAGGUACUGGAAUAGAAGCCAUCCAAGUGCAUUAUAUAUCAUGCUGAUAAUCUUUUAACCAGAUGAUUUAUUCAAAUACUCAUGAUAGUGUUGAGGUGGCUUUAGGCCGCAAUGUUUGACACCUCUUUCUCUGAGAUCAGAGGGAAAUUAAUGUGUCUAACUGUUUACAAUGAAAUGUGUUUGACCUUGAGGAUGUCACAGUGUUUCAGGUAUUAGACAGACAGAGUUUGGGUAAUUAUAUAUGGCCUAAGUCUAACAAAGACAUUAUAGUUGAGUCAGUGAAAGUUUUUGUUUAUGUUUCUGUUGUGUUUUUUUAUGUGGGGUUGGGACUAAACAUAUUGUUUAAUUCAAUAGCCAUAUGGAAUAAAUCCAGAAAUGUGUGUUAACUAACAUCAACAGUGCAGAUCAUUAAGAUGUAAAUAUUAUGUUCAUAAUGUAUUUGUAAAUAUUCAUUAAAAAAAUUGGUCAUGAUGUCCCAGUGUAGAAUUUGUACACCGUUAAACAUUUGAUGUACAUAAAUAAAUGCUUAUAUUUAUUUUAGAAUCAUUACACUCUGAUUGGUACUUUACUUGAAGCCUGAAGUUUUGGUCUGAUAAGCAUUUUUGUGUUGUAAAUGUGUCAUACAUACACAAAAUACAGGUUACAAGUUAACUGUGUUAAUUGUGUUUACUGCCUUUGGUUUUCCAUAAUUAAUUCAUAUUGAGAUGCUUUAGUAGUUUCAAAAUAGUCACCUUUCACAUAGAUCUAUUAUACUUUAUAAUUCCAUCAGAUUUUUAGCACUAAUUUGAGAAUGACAUUUUUCCGGAAUUACAUUUCUUUAUCCUUUUAGAUAAUAAGGGCACUACCAAUGGCUAUUACAUUAGCAGGAUGACAGCCUGUUGAAUAACACAAACGUUCUGUAAUUCCUGACAGAAGCAUGGGAGGUAUGAUGUAUUUAUUUAUGAAAUUGUAUGAUUGUAAAUAAACAAAUCACACAGGUGUUUUAUAUUCCCGGA
Molecule: messenger RNA, 5277 nt
Organism: Oncorhynchus tshawytscha (Chinook salmon)
Lineage: Eukaryota; Metazoa; Chordata; Actinopteri; Salmoniformes; Salmonidae
Product: low-density lipoprotein receptor
Exons: 19
Coding region: 129-2771 (880 amino acids)
Molecular function (GO): calcium ion binding; protein binding
Source: RefSeq, a predicted model, not a curated record